AUGGCUUCGACACCGACACGUAAUGACCGUCGAACCAUUCUUCACCUAGAUUACGACUGCUUCUAUGCUUCGGUGUUCGAAGUGGAACAGCCAGCAUUGAAGUCCUUGCCGCUGGCUGUGCAACAAAAGCAGAUCAUCGUGACAUGUAAUUACGAAGCUCGACGGCGGGGACUGCAUAAGCUACAGCUAAUCAAAGACGCCAAGCGAAUAUGUCCCGACGUGGUAAUUGUCCUAGGCGAGGAUUUGACCAAGUUUCGCGAUGCAUCAAAGGAUCUCUACCUUUUCAUUCGCGCCUUCAUCUGGGGCGGGCGAGUGGAAAGGCUAGGCUUUGAUGAGCUUUCUUUGGAUGUCACCGAGAUGAUUGAUUAUAACGUGAACUUAUUGAAUCCGAAUGAUCUAUCAACUUCAUUUUUCCAUUUGGAUCCCAAGGACCCGACGAUUGGAUUUGCCUACGACGCGACCACAUUUAUGGGCUUGACAUCCCCAGGGAGGACCAAGGAGACACCAGUUUCUACACGUGACACGUCUUCCCUGGAAAUGAAGUUGGGGAUCGCGUCGCAUCUGCUCAAGUAUCUCCGAGAGAGGAUGGAGCAUGAGAAAGGCUUCACAGCUACAGGAGGGGUUUCCACCUCCAAACUUCUGGCAAAAUUAGUAGGAAGUGUUCACAAACCCAAUAACCAGACUACUCUGCUCCCACCAUACUCAGUAGCUGGAGAUGACACUGAGAGCAAUGUGACCCAAUUCAUGGAUAACCAUGAGAUCCGCAAAAUCCCCGGGAUAGGAUCACGACUUGCCCAGAAAUUGAGAACUCGCGUUACAGAGGUGAGUUCGGGAGAAAAAGAGGUUACGGUCCGAGAUGUCCGUCUAUAUCCAGAAAUGGGCCCGGCAAUGCUCGAGAAAACGCUGGGUGGGCCCGGUGCGGCCAAAGGAAUUGGCAUGCGCAUCUGGGGCAUUCUGCACGGAGUGGACAAUACCGAAGUCCUCGAAGCCCGAGAUUUGCCGACUCAGAUCAGUAUUGAGGACUCUUACGGCCGUGGCCGAUUUGAUACCCUGGAGAAUGUACGUCGUGAGCUCGUGGUUCUUACUGCAAGUCUGAUCCGGCGCAUGCGGACAGAUCUCCUGGAUAAGAGCGAGGAAACCUCGCGGUGGCUGGCCCACCCGCGAACUUUGCGUCUAUCUACGCGGCCUCGCAAUGCUCCCGAGACUGACGGGGUCCGAACCUACAAUGCCAAUCGUAUCUCUCGGUCUGCCCCUCUCCCGGGGUUUAUCUUCAAUCUGGACGAGAAUCUGGAUGCACUGGCCGAACGACUCGUUCAGGAGAGUCUUUUAAGCAUGUUCCGGAAACUCAAUCCUGAGAAGUCCGGGUGGGAUCUGAGUUUGAUCAAUGUGGCUGUGACCAACUUGGUGGAGAGUGCGGGAGAUCAAAAGCAAAGUAGCGGCCGUGACAUAGGCAAAAUGUUCCGACAACAAGAAACGGUGCUCAGGGAUUGGACGGUGGGGUUAGGAGAUGCAGGAUCCUGCGCCCCUGUUCCACAACCGGAGAUACCGGACCAGACAGAUAACGGGGUUAACGAUCAGCCAGAAUGGGGUGACGAAGACGACGAAGAGGAAUCGUUGUUUAGUGUUCAGUGUGAGAUCUGUUCCGCUGCGAUUCCCCAUUUUGCACAGCUAGCACAUAGAUUGUACCACGAAUCCAUGGAUUGA
Messenger RNA from Penicillium longicatenatum, 1704 nucleotides. Its product is annotated as putative DNA polymerase iota. The record is from RefSeq and is a predicted model, not a curated record. The transcript is spliced from 2 exons. Gene Ontology annotation, molecular function: DNA-directed DNA polymerase activity; damaged DNA binding. Gene Ontology annotation, biological process: translesion synthesis. NCBI's taxonomy places the organism in Eukaryota, Fungi, Ascomycota, Eurotiomycetes, Eurotiales, Aspergillaceae. Bases 1 to 1704 code for a protein of 567 amino acids.